AUGGCCGACACUGAGCAGCAGCCCAAGCUCGUUGACGAGUCUCCCAUCUCUCCCGUAGAACGACGAAACUCCCUGGAAGCUCACCUCAAGCACCGCCCCGAACGCUCCGAGCUCGUAGAGAAAAACAUCCUUCCAGCCUCUACGGCAGCUCCAGGCCUCCAGGCGCAUCAAAAAGAGCUUGAGAAGCACAUGCUCGAGGAUAAGCUUAACGACAAGAUUUCACACCGUCCAGACCCAGAGGCUCUCAUUAAGGAGGGUGUUUUGCACGACGACCCGCGUACUGUUGCCCAGGACGAAGCAGCGAAAAAGUACGAAGAGGCCAUCGAAGACGAGUAUGCCAAGCGUGAGGGUGGCGCUUGA
Molecule: messenger RNA, 360 nt
Organism: Fusarium redolens
Lineage: Eukaryota; Fungi; Ascomycota; Sordariomycetes; Hypocreales; Nectriaceae
Exons: 3
Coding region: 1-360 (119 amino acids)
Source: RefSeq, a predicted model, not a curated record